UUCAUCGUUCCGUUCACACGCAAACACUUUCAGUGGGGGCUGUAAAUCCGUCGUCGUCUCAAAAGUAAAGUGUCCAUCAUUCUUUGCAGUCGUGAAAAAUUUGCUCCCCGUUUCGUGUGCUCGGUUGUCGCGUUUUCUGGUUGCCUCCGGGAUUGAUUUCCGCAGCGGAAGUAGUGUCCACUAUGUUCGUUGCGAUUAGUCGUAGUGUAGUUUCGUGUUCCGGUGGUGGUUAAAGUGGCCUAUGUUGGGCAGCAGCCCCAGAACGCAGGAGGAAUCUGAAAAUGUUAAUUGAUCAGUAGAAGUGGAUCUAUAGAGGACGGCCAGUGAAGGCAAGAAGCGGUGGUGCAAGUGGGAGAAAGCAACGUCGAAACCUGCACACGCACACAGUGGCAAAUCCGAGAGGAAUCCGUACCGUACUACGACGGUGGCCAGAUUCGGGCCAUAUCAUCCCUCCUACUACACCACAUGGCAAAAGUUGACCUACCCAGCCCAGUAAAUAGAUAUCACAGUCAUCAUCCAGCAACAGGCAGCAACCGAAGAAUAGCCUGCAGCAGCCACCCAACAAAGUCAGCUACACGCUGCCGUUGUUGUUGUUACAUUCUGCUUAUGGUCUGUCGAUAGAGAGUGAGAAACAAGAGUGCCACAGACGACAGGAAAACAAGAAUUAUAUAGAGGCAGUGUUCCCAUCGCUCUCGGCCAUCAUCGGAAUGGUGGUAGUAGUAUCGGCAGCAGCAGCAGCAGCAACAUUCGCCAGCGACAGUAUAACCAAACCAUCCGCCCGCAAGGGUGGUGUGCAGUUUAAUUCCUUCUAAAACGAAACGAAGACGGAGAUAGUGCCCCACAGUCGCGCAUUGGGCUUAGCCGUGUGUUGUUUUUCAUUAUUAUUCGAUUGUGCGAGUGUCUGUGUUUAAGUCAUCAAUCGAAAGAAGAGAGAAAUAAAAAAGAAGUUACAUGAAGAGUGUCUGUAUACAGAAAGUGCCCGAAACGAAAACCGAAGGAAAAAGUGUAUUGGAAGCAUUGGAAGUUGCAACAGUGGAAAGGUCUUUGGGAUUUAGUUGAUGGGCUCGAAAAUUAGUUACUGAUUUCACAGCAAAAGGUGUCGAAUAAUAAAAUUUUUACUCCAUGCAAAUAGUGAAAAAGCCGUAGUAAAGGAAAAAAGUUUAAUUAAAAUUAUAAUAGCGAAAAAAAGUGGUAACUACGAAGAAAUAAAAUUAAAGGGAAUUGUAUGUAGGUACAAACAAGUGCACGUGAAUGUGUUGUUACUAUUGUAAUAGCAUGCCAGCAUGAAAUAUGAUAUCUGCACUACUAUCAGUCUGCGAAGAUAUUUUUUGGUGUAAGUGAAGAAAAAAAACGGGAGAGGUGAAAACCGAAGGAAGAAAAGCAGAGCAAAAAACGAACGGAAGGCAGCCAGCAGGCACCGCGCACAUAUUAGUGGUGAUAGCGGUAAAUAAAUGCAAAGUGUGAUUGAGAGCAGGAGGCAGAUUUUCGCCGCUGCGUCGCUGGAACUACUGUAGGGAAAGAUGAAUAAAUUAGAAUAUUCACGACGGAAUGGUACUCAGAAGAUACGAAUUACAAUUCUUUGCGCUCGCAAUCUGGCCCGAAAGGAUCUUUUCCGACUCCCGGAUCCGUUCGCGAAAAUCCGUGUUGAUGGCACCGCACAAGAGUACAAGACGGAAAUAUGCAAAGCAUCGUUGGAGCCGAAGUGGAACACCCACUAUGAUUUGUACCUGGGCAAGAGCGACAGCAUCACGAUAUCGAUCUGGAACCAGCGCAAGGUGCAGAAACGACAGGGUUCCGGAUUCCUGGGUUGCGUCCGCAUCGUUGCCAGCACAAUCCAAAGGCUCAAAGAUACGGGAUAUCAACGACUAGAGCUGUGCAAAGCCUCACACGAUGAUCCGGAUCCGGUCAAGGGACAGAUCAUCGUAUCGCUCAUGUCCCGAGACGGUACCACCGGCGGUACCCCGCUGGCAAUCGUUGGUCCAGCAGGUGACGUACGAGGGCCAGACGACGACGAGGAAAUUCUGAACGAUGAACUACCCGCUGGUUGGGAGGAACGUCUUACGCAGAAUGGUCGGGUGUAUUACGUAAACCAUGUCAUCAAAACGACGCAAUGGAACCGACCAACGGAACCGGCCGGUUCGCUACCACCGGCCUUAAGCAAUGGUAGCAGUAAUAACAGUAGUGCCGACUCGAUACCACCGGGACCAUCGAAAUCGGCUACCAACAAUAGUAUCAAUAGUAUUCAAUCCAGUGACUCCAGCAGCCGAAGGCACUCGACGGAGAUAAUGCUCAACAACUCUAAUAACAAGGAAAAUUGUAAUGUAGGCAAGGAUAGACCGAAGGAUAUGGAAAAUGGUGGUACGGGUGUAACAAAUGGUGGAGUCAUUGGGCCGGGUAAUGGCGGAGGUGGAGGUGGUCGGCAUGACGCAAAAAGCCCUGCUCGGAUACGAGACGAGAGUAUGCUCAUAACACCUAGCUCUAGUACCAGCCCUCUAAGUGAAAUAAACAGUCCAGUAACACCGAAAUCAACCACAGAAUUGUCCUCGCCGAGAAAUUCGGGGGCUACGAGGGAUCCACAGUUGCUAUCAGGACUGCCAAAUGCAAUAGGUUCACUGUCAAUUGAUCCGUCCGCUGCGCGAUCGCCCCAAUCAAACGGCAUUAUUCCAAAUGCGCACAGCACACCAACAUCUACCAACAGUAAUAGCAACAACGCUAGUAGCAAUAAUAGCAAUAUUGCAAAUGUCUCGGCUAGCGUUGGGGGAAACUUCCCUGUGUUAAAUAAUUCCAGUACCAACAAUGCUAGUCUAUUGAAUGGCACGGCAGCCAGUAACAAUAGCUCCGGCACUGGUGGCAACAACACACCGACGCAUGGCGUCAACAGUUCCAUCAGAGAUAAUACCAACGGCACUAGUAAUGUCACUUCGGUGCAGCAACAGCAACAAGUGCCUUCAUUUCUGCCAGCACCAGGUAAUCAACACAACGGUAACAGUCGAACAGGGGAGGGACAUCAGAUGGAAUCGCCAUCGGGCCCCGGUAGGUCUCAGCCUCAACCUCAACAGCCAGCUCCCAAUAGCACAAGUGAAGGAAGUCGGGAACCAUCGGCACAGAGGACCCGCCGCCCUUCACGGAAUAUGGACGAAUCAUCCUCACGUAGACGGUCAUCUCGAACGGCACGACCACCGCUGGUAAUGCCACCGCAGUGUCGUGGGAGCGCUCCGGUGAUACGACCAGCCGUUGAUCUACCUCCUGGUUACGUAGAAAUGCGAACCACCCAGCAAGGGCAGGUGUAUUUUUAUCACAUACCAACCAAAAUGUCCACUUGGCACGACCCACGGAUACCACGAGAUUUCGAUACGCAAAACAUCGCACCGGAAACGUUAGGCCCACUGCCGCAUGGUUGGGAACAAAGGAAAACCGCAUCUGGUCGGGUGUACUUUGUUGAUCAUAACAACCGAACCACCCAAUUUACCGAUCCUCGCCUCAACGGACACAUCCUACAGAUAAUUCGGAAGCAAGCACAACCCCCUGUUGGGCAAAGCGCUCCUAGUGGAGCUGCCGCGAGCGGAUGUUCUUCAGCGACUCCUGUUGCAGCAACUGCCGCAAGCUCUCUUUCCGGUGCCGGCCCACAGGUUUCGAAUGGAGUACCACCAGCAGCUGUUCCCGGAAGCUCUCGGCUAAUGAUGGGACCGGAAGCUUCCACUUCCGGCAGUAAUGGAUUACCUGUGGACACAACACCUCACCGAACGCCGCCAAGUAACAUUCCCGAUCUACCGCAGGGGCUGCUGGACGGUGCCGAAUCACUGCCUAAGUACCGGCGUGAUCUGGUCGGGAAGAUACGAUCGCUACGCGUUGAACUGCAAGCGCUACAACCCCAAUCAGGUCACUGCCGGCUUGAGGUGUCUCGACAGGAAAUCUUUGAGGAGAGCUACAGACUGAUCAUGAAAAUGCGACCACGAGACAUGCGGAAGAGGUUAAUGGUCAAAUUCAGAGGCGAAGAGGGUUUGGAUUACGGCGGUGUGGCACGCGAGUGGCUUCAUUUGCUAUCACGAGAAAUGCUGAAUCCUCAGUACGGUUUAUUCCAGUACAGUGGCGAUGAUAGGUACUCGUUGCAAAUCAAUCCUGAUUCGGGAGUCAAUCCGGAUCACCUAUCGUACUUCCACUUUGUGGGUCGGAUUCUAGGAAUUGCGGUGUUUCACAAUCACGUACUAGAUGGAGGCUUUACGCUGCCAUUCUACAAGCAGCUGCUCAAUAAACCAAUCACACUGAAUGAUAUCGAGGAUGUCGACCCGGAACUGCACCGGAGUUUGACGUGGAUGCUAGAAAACAAUAUUAAUGGGGUGAUAGACUCGACAUUCAGUGUUGAAAACAAUAGCUUUGGAGCACUCAAAGUACACGAGCUCAAACCGAAUGGGGCAUCGAUACAGGUUACCGAGGACAACAAACGGGAGUACGUGAAGCUGUACGUAAAUUAUCGAUUCAUGCGAGGGAUCGAACAGCAAUUUUUAGCUUUAUCUAAAGGAUUUGGUGAGCUGAUACCGAGUCAACUCUUGCGGCCAUUCGACGAACGGGAGCUAGAACUGGUCAUCGGUGGUAUCAGCAAGAUUGACGUCAACGACUGGAAGACACACACGCGUUUGAAGCAGUGCACACAGGAGACGCCUCAGAUCAUCUGGUUCUGGCAGAUUGUCGAAUCCUACUCGCCGGAGAUGCGCGCUCAGCUGCUUCAGUUUGUGACCGGUUCGUGUCGGGUACCGCUGCAAGGUUUCCGUGCCUUGCAGGGCUCAACGGGGGCCGUUGGGCCUCGGUUAUUCACGAUUCACCUAACGGCGGAUGCACCGAUCCAAAACCUUCCCAAAGCGCACACCUGUUUCAACCGGAUCGACCUUCCCAUGUACGACUCGUACCAGCUGAUGUACGAUAAACUGACGCAGGCCGUUGAGGAAACGUGUGGAUUUGCCGUGGAAUAAGCGCGGAGUAAUUCAUUUAGGAAGUCGACCAAUUUUAUCAUACGUUAGGAAACAAGCUGUUCAUCACCUGGAUGAGAUCGGAACGAAUCAAAUGGGCUGAUUUUUCCUCUUUCUCGUGUGCGGAAGAGCGACUAAUAAGACCGGUUAGGAGAAAACGCCGCGCCACCAUUCUCCCAUCGACGAGACUUGGGAUAGGUCUGCCGAUAGAUCAUUCCCACAUUAGCUCGAAUCGAGAAGUCAACCCGGGGGAGUGUUUAUUACGUACCAACUUUAUAAUGCUAUAACAAAAUUACAUAGAAAAACAAAAUAAAGUCCAAGUGUUCUAACAAUCGUACAAUUUUCCUUACUGUUGGGAAGAAAUUAACUAAUAAUCAAAUAUUGCCGAAUCAAACAUAAAUCAGUAGUGAACCGAAAAUAGCUAACUAAAAAAUAAAGGAAAAAAAGAGGUGUUUCCACUAACCAUUGUUAAUCCAUGAUACGAUCAUUAUAGCUCAAAAGAUUUAAAAAAUAUUUGUCCCAAUAUGCAAUUUUAAUCAGAGGAGGAGGAUUUUGUAAAACCCGAUAACAAACAUUGUUGACAACAUUGAUCGAUUUUAUAACAAAUUAUGGCAUUGAGCCCCAUUUUUGGCGAAACGAUAAUGUUUGGAUUUUUUUUUAGGAAAUGAAAAGUCGAAAAUCGAAACAGUUUACUACAACUGCGUGAUAUUUAGCAAUUUUUAAAUUUGCAUCGAAAGUUUUAUGUACGAAAAACAAAUAUUGAGAUUAUUAUUCAUUAGUACGCAAAAGAUAUCGGUCAAGUGGUUCAGAAAAUCAGAACGAAAAACGUGUUUCUCCCUUUUUAUUGGUCUAAUACAGUGUAGGUAGUCGUCGUCCAAAUGUUUAAAUAUGUUAGUAAUUCUAACAAGUAAAGAUGCGCCACAAAUAAAAGUAUUUAUUGUAGGAAAAAAAAUGUUUAACGAUUUUGACCAUAUAUUCAAUCCUUCCUUCCUUCAAAGCCCAGUCAAGUUGAGCGAAGGUAGAUUUUUGUCGCAAUGAUAUUAUAUCUAAUAGGGAUUUGUUGAUAAUUAACAUAAAACACACAUCAGGAAUGAUCAGACGCUGUGUUGGCUGGUAUGAAACGAGAAUAAACAAACUAAUCGUCCCCUUUUUCUUAUUGACUAUUCUAGGAUUAUGUUUCGAUCCUUUUUCCUCUGUACAUACACAUUGUAAUAGGUACCUAUACAUAGUUAAACGAAAGAAUUAUUGUACAUCUACUUUACAACGAAGCAGUUGAGUAGAUUCGAAUAUGUACCCCUAUUCCCCUUUUUCAUACAGCUAGGCAUAUGUUCAAUGCGAUAGGACUUACCCAUACAAUAUUCACAUAUGAGAAGCGAAUCCAAUAUUUAGGAUGAUGGUAGUUAGACUUAUUCGAUUUGUUUUAUUUUUUCCUGUCGCGAAGUGUUAUUCGCUGUUCGUCUGCGCUGUUCUCUCGGUACAUCGGCUAUUGUUUGUGCGUAAAGGACAAGGAGAAGAAAGGCUUGAAACAUGUGAUUGUAUGAAUUGCUAAGGUAAACUAGAACAGUGUUAACAGCGCAAAACGAUAGGAAGCUAAUAUCGGUCAGCAUGUAAUCGGUAGGUAGUAGAUAAACAAGAACCACAACGUAUAUAUUAUUUGUAAAUUAUACUAAAACAUUUUAUACAGUUAUA
This is a messenger RNA of Ochlerotatus camptorhynchus, 6653 nucleotides long. It is a transcript of the gene Smurf, whose product is annotated as SMAD specific E3 ubiquitin protein ligase. Gene Ontology annotation, cellular component: cytoplasm. The transcript has 13 exons. Gene Ontology annotation, biological process: negative regulation of BMP signaling pathway; proteasome-mediated ubiquitin-dependent protein catabolic process; protein polyubiquitination. NCBI's taxonomy places the organism in Eukaryota, Metazoa, Arthropoda, Insecta, Diptera, Culicidae. The record is from RefSeq and is a predicted model, not a curated record. Gene Ontology annotation, molecular function: protein binding; ubiquitin protein ligase activity. The coding region runs from base 1521 to 4967 and encodes 1148 amino acids.